CCCAUAAUCUUACAUCCAACGGUCUUCUCAGAAGAGCAGUGAUUUUAGUCCUAUUUAUACAUUAACUUAGUAUCGUUAUGUAGUUUUUGCUCUGCUGUUUCCAAGUCACUGUUUAAAACAAAACAUUUUCUGUCUUGGAGGACUAGCAGUAGUCACUAGUCAAACAAAACCCCAAACCUUUUCCCAAAAGAAAAACAAAACCACUUCACUCUCUCUCAUAAUCUCAUUCAUGGCUUCUCUGAAACUUUACUCUCUUUGGGUUCUCCUCUUCUUCUUCUGCUUCUUCUUCAUCUUUACUACUACUACUUUUUCACUCACUAAAACAUCUUCAGAUGUUGAACUUCUCUUGUCAAAGAUUAAACCUUCAUUACAAGGAAACCCAGAAAAUCUUGUAUUAUCUUCUUGGAACUUUUCUGUUCCUUUAUGUCUAUGGAAAGGACUGACAUGGGUUAUCUCUAAUGGUGUACCACUUCAAUGUGAUGGUUUAACAUUACCUCAAAGAAACAAUCUAACACUCUUUAAGGACCCAUCUUUACAGCUUCUAUCUGUUCAGCUACCUGGUGCAGGGUUAUUUGGUGAAAUCCCAAGAGAAGUUGGUGAGCUUUCUUCGUUGAAAAGUUUGUAUCUUGGUGCUAACUCACUUACAGGUAACAUACCACUAGAGCUUGGUUAUAGUGUUUCUCUUGCUAAUCUUGAUGUGGGUGGUAAUUUGUUAAAAGGGUCUCUUCCUACUUCGAUCUGGAACCUUUGUGAUAGACUUGUUUCAUUGAGGUUAAGAGACAAUAAUCUUACCGGUACUCUACCUGAACCAGCAUUGCAGAACUCUACCUGUAAGAGUUUAGAGGUUUUAGAUUUGAGUAAUAAUAAGUUUUCUGGUGAAUUUCCUGAAUUUGUCACUAGAUUCAGUGGUUUGAAAGAGCUUAGUUUGGGUAAUAAUGACUUCUAUGGACAGAUUCCUGUGACUUUAAGUGGGUUAAGCCUUGAUAAACUGAAUCUUUCUUACAACAAUUUUACUGGGGUUUUACCAGUUUUUGAUGGAUCAAAGUAUGAUACUAAGGCUUUUCAAGGAAAUGAUCCUGGUCUUUGUGGGCCACCUUUAGGAAAAUGUGGUGGGAAAAGGUCUGGUUUGAGUUCAGGAGGUAUUGCAGUCCUUGUGAUUGGACUAAUGACUGGGUUAGUAGUAUCAGCUUCGGUGUUAAUUGGGUAUGUUCAAGGGAGAAAGAAGAAAAAUAAUGGCGUAAAUGAAGAUGGAUAUGAAGAAGGAGAAGAAGAUGAAAAUGGUGGUGGUGAAGGUAAACUUGUUUUGUUUCAAGGUGCUGAACAUUUGACCUUAGAGGAUGUAUUGAAUGCUACUGGGCAAGUUAUGGAGAAGACAAAUUACGGAACAGUUUAUAAGGCGAAGCUUGCAGAUGGAGGAACUAUUGCUCUUAGGUUGUUGAGAGAAGGUACUUGUAAAGAUGGUAGUUCAUGUUUACCCGUUGUAAGGCAACUUGGUCGAGUUCGGCAUGAAAAUUUGGUUCCACUUAGAGCAUUUUAUCAGGGUCAGAGAGGGGAGAAGCUUCUCAUUUAUGAUUAUCUUCCCAAUAAAACCUUACAUGAUCUUCUUCAUGAUAGCAGAACUGGGAAGCCAAUGCUAAACUGGGCUAGGAGACACAAGAUCGCCCUGGAUAUAGCUAGAGGACUAGCAUUCCUACAUACAGGACUUGAAGCACCCAUAACCCAUGGAAACGUGAGAUCGAAAAAUGUGUUAGUGGACGAAUUUUUCGUUGCCAGAGUUACUGAGUUUGGGCUCGACAAAUUAAUGGUUCCUGCAGUCACAGAUGAAAUGGUAACCAUUGCAAAAACUGAUGGGUACAAAGCACCAGAACUUCAAAAGAUGAAGAAGUGCAAUUCAAGAACUGAUGUUUACGCGUUUGGGAUACUGUUACUCGAGAUACUGCUAGGAAAGAAGCCGGGUAGAGAUGGGAGAAGUGGGGAGUUUGUGGAUUUACCUGCAUUGGUUAAGGUUGCAGUCUUGGAGGAAACAACAAUGGAGGUUUUUGAUGUGGCUCUUUUGAAAGGAAUAAGGAGUCCAAUGGAAGAUGGUUUAGUUCAGGCUUUGAAGCUUGCAAUGGGCUGUUGUGCUCCUGUGGCAUCAGUUAGACCUAAUAUGGAUGAAGUUGUCAAACAAUUAGAGGAGAAUAGACCGAGGAACAGGUCUGCUCUUUAUAGUCCAACUGAAACGAGAAGCGAAGUAGGUACACCCUUUUAAUCGACGAGGUCAUUAGUUGCUUUGCUCUCUCGUGGUAUCUCUCUUUCACGCUGAACUUGCUGAUUAUUCAUUAUCAUGUUUGGAUUGUGAAGAAUUUCGAGUAGGUGCUCUAUAACUAAUUACUAGCUAGUCAUGGUACUUUAGAAACUGUUAAGAGUAGCUUGUUGUAAGAGGUUAAAUAGUUGCUGUAUGCUAAUUUUCUUCUUUUGUCUGCCUAGUACUAGUAAGGAGACCAGGUUGGCUCAUGAUUGUAGUUAUCAGGCAAAAACUUGCUUAUGACUACAUUCGUUUAUAAGAUAUAUACUAGGGUAUUCCCGGUGCA
This is a messenger RNA of Papaver somniferum (opium poppy), 2573 nucleotides long. Its product is annotated as putative kinase-like protein TMKL1. Bases 230 to 2251 code for a protein of 673 amino acids. The record is from RefSeq and is a predicted model, not a curated record. NCBI's taxonomy places the organism in Eukaryota, Viridiplantae, Streptophyta, Magnoliopsida, Ranunculales, Papaveraceae. Gene Ontology annotation, biological process: protein phosphorylation. Gene Ontology annotation, molecular function: ATP binding; protein binding; protein kinase activity. The transcript has 2 exons.